AUGGCUACAGCACGCACAGUUCUCGCUUUUCAGCGCAAUGCAAAACUUUACUCCCUGCAAACACUCAUCACAGCAAUCCGACCGUUCAGCAGCUUAGAAGACGAAAAUCGUGAGCUAUUCAAGCAAGGCACAGAGGAAGACUUCGCAGUUGUCACAGAACAGACAAUCUUCCAUCCCCAAGGUGGAGGUCAACCUUCUGAUGUUGGAAAAAUAACAGAUGAAUCUGGUGCAUCUUUCAUUGUUGCCGCUGCUCGCAUGGAUGCUGUUCGCGACGGCCAGGUUCUGCACUUUGGAAAAUUCGGCUCCGACCAAAAGUUCACUGAAGGACAAAAUGCCACGCAAGAGAUCGAUGUCGAGAAACGUCUUCUGUACUCGCGGUACCAUACUGCUGGCCACGUUCUCGGCUCAGCUGUCAGCCAUCUCCUGAAAGACAAAGUGGAGGGCUUCGACGAGUUGAAAGCCUCUCAUUUCCCCGACUCCGCAUCAUGCGAGUUCCAGGGGCUUAUCGAUGGAAAGUGGAAGGAGCCUAUUCAGAAGAAAGUCGACGAAUUCUUAGCUGCGAAAAUGCCCGUGGAGAUCGAGUGGUGGGACGCCGAGGACUUUCGCAAGAAUGAUCUGGAACGCCUUACCCCAGAUCCAAGCUUCGUGGCGCCAGGCGAGAAGUUUAGAGUCGUGAGGAUUGUUGGAGCUGAAGUGUAUCCAUGUGGUGGCACACAUGUCGACACCACUGAUCUUUGUGGCGAGACGCUGGUCAAGAAGAUUGCGCGAAGCAAGGGAAAGUCAAAGGUUAGUUACUUGAUAAAAUAG
Messenger RNA from Fusarium sp. VM40, 807 nucleotides. The record is from the annotation of a GenBank genome assembly. NCBI's taxonomy places the organism in Eukaryota, Fungi, Ascomycota, Sordariomycetes, Hypocreales, Nectriaceae.